CAAUCCGUUUACUCCAAGCCCUUGGGGGAGAUGUUUUUCUUGAUUUUUUUUGGGUCACAAACAAGGGAAAAAAAAAGGUACUACUUUUUCCUUGAAGCCGUCCAUCCAAACAUAGGCUAAAUCCUGUACCACAAUGCCAAAAAAAAAUCGAAAAAGUUCACCAACGCUGGCAAGUAGAGGAAAGAAAAAACUGGAUAAUCAUUCCUAAAAUGCAGAAUCUAUAAGUGCACUGAAGCUUAAGAGAUCGUAUUGCCAACUCCUCCAAGUCCUGCAAUGAUAGGCAGCACUUUCAGACUCUACUAGAUGGGACUGACCGGCAGGAGUUAUUAUCUCAUCUGGUUGUUUCUCUACCUCUACUUCUCUCUGGUAUACAGCUUCAAUGAGAGUCUAGGUGAAUCUUUGGAUGCUAUACUUCAUGACCAUGCUUUUAGUACUUUGUUUCAUGGGAGAUCUCACACCGGUGCACUAUACAAUGCCAGUCUUCCACCCAAUCUAGCAGGGAUGAAGGUUUCUGUAGUCCGUCUUAGAAGCCGAACAUUGUGGAGAUUGGGUGCUAAUUUCAGCAAUUUCUCCAUCCCAUCAAGAACUCUGCCAGUGCCCUAUGUGAGGAGACUGCUAAUUGUCUAUCAUGAUCUAGGCAAUCUGUCGACUUACUACUAUAAUACAUCAGGUUACACCCUACUAACUUCGGUCGUUGGUUUUUUGGUUUAUGAUGCCUCAAAUUUGAGCAGCACAAGCCUCAGGAAGCUCGAUCUUAACCCCAUGGGGAAGCCUAUUUUAAUUCAAUUUCAGGAUCCGGAAUCACCUGGUGGCACUAAUCCAAGGGCUGAGUGUGCUACCUUUGGUGCCGGUGGGAAUGUAUUCCUCAGCAAAAUGAGCUCGCCGAAUCUAUGCCAGAGUAGAAGUCAAGGACAUUUCUCGCUAGUUACUAGAUUCAAGAAGCGGCCACAGGUAUGGAAAUUUUGGGUGAUAGGAUUUGUGCUUGGAUUUGUGUUCCUGGUCUCGGUGGGAUUCAUGCUGGGAUUAGUUUUAAUAGUUUUAACUGUGAAGAGGACUCGAGAAAUGGAAAGAGAAGCAGAUGAAGGUGAGUUCUUACAGACGUUUUGGGUUGACAGCAGCAAAAUGCCUCGCGCAUCAAUAACCAGAACUCAUCCCGUCCUUGAAAACUCAGGUCGUCCGUAGCCUUACUGUCUUCCUCAAUUGUUCAAAGCAUUCUUACUUUCUAUGACUGUAUAUGCUUGGGUCGUGAAUCAUCCGUCAUUCUUCUCACUU
Coffea eugenioides is the source of this 1272-nucleotide messenger RNA. RefSeq lists its product as uncharacterized. The transcript has a single exon. Lineage: Eukaryota; Viridiplantae; Streptophyta; Magnoliopsida; Gentianales; Rubiaceae. Gene Ontology annotation, cellular component: membrane. The record is from RefSeq and is a predicted model, not a curated record. The coding region runs from base 304 to 1182 and encodes 292 amino acids.